Linderina pennispora is the source of this 1179-nucleotide messenger RNA. Its product is annotated as ribonuclease T2. Gene Ontology annotation, molecular function: RNA binding; ribonuclease T2 activity. NCBI's taxonomy places the organism in Eukaryota, Fungi, Kickxellomycota, Kickxellomycetes, Kickxellales, Kickxellaceae. The transcript has 2 exons. The record is from RefSeq and is a predicted model, not a curated record. The coding region runs from base 1 to 1179 and encodes 392 amino acids.
AUGCGCAUUGCAUCAAUCUCCCUCAUCGCGUGUGCUCUCCUGGUUGCCUCUCCCGAGGUUGUGCUGGGUGCAGAGAAGACCAGCCCUGGCAAGACUGUCACACAGGGGACUAGUGCGAAGGCUCCUGCCAAUUCUGUGCCGGGUCAGGGUCAAGCUGGAGUCACUGCUGGCACGAAGACUGGUGCUCCGGUGACCAGCAGCAAGAAGGGUGGCACAGGCAAGAAGAAGGGUGGCAGCAACAAGAACAACGGUGCAGGCGGUUCCAGUAACAGUAGUGCUCCCUCUGGAUCAGGCACCGGCGCUGAGUCCUCUGGAAACACUUCUGGCACUGGCAAUGGACCGACCAAAACUACUGCGCCCUUCAAAACCAACAGCAUGUGCCCAACAGGCGUGCCGUCAUGCUCAACUCCAGCGAAGCAGAAUAAGGCGGAUUCCUGCUGCUACGAGGAGUACGGGCUGCAUGUUCUCUCGCAACAGUGGGUUGUGAACCAUGGUCCAGACGACAAAUUUACGCUGCAUGGCCUGUGGCCAAACAAAUGCAAUAACAACUCCGCUCCUAGUUCUGGUCGGCUAUCAGCAGCACUAGCAAUGACAAGUUCUGGACUGACGAGUGGAACAAGCACGACACUUGUACCACAACCCUUGAUCCCAAGUGUUUCGGGAGAAACUACUCCGAACCAGGGCAUCAUCAAGUACUUCUCCAACGCCAUCCGCCUCCACAUGCAAUACGACUAUGUGGCCGAUUUGGCGGCAAGCGGAAUUCACCCGGACAGCAAGAAUCCUGUCGAUCCAGCAAAGUUCAAGGCUGCAAUUAGGGCUAAGCGCAACAUUGAUGUGCGUCUCAGGUGUUCAGAAGCUGGCGGAAAGGAGACUCUGGAUGAGAUCUGGACCUACUUCAACGUGGAGCUGACAAGCAACUAUAUUCCUACAGCUGCCAAGGGCAAGGAUUCGUGCACUAAGCCCUUCUACUUCCCUGAGAAGCGACUAGCCGCCCCCGCUCCCUCUUCUUCCACACCAUCCUCGUCAUCUUCUUCCAAGCAGCCUGCUCAACCUGCACAGCCUGUGAACCCUGCACAACCACCUAAGCCUGCCAAAUCUACUAAGCAGACCAAGCCCGCUAAAUCCACGAAGCCUGCUAAAUCCACGAAGCCCGCUAAGCCCGCAGGUGGUUCAAAAUAA